Messenger RNA from Penicillium canariense, 921 nucleotides. RefSeq lists its product as uncharacterized. Lineage: Eukaryota; Fungi; Ascomycota; Eurotiomycetes; Eurotiales; Aspergillaceae. Bases 1 to 921 code for a protein of 306 amino acids. The record is from RefSeq and is a predicted model, not a curated record. The transcript is spliced from 2 exons.
AUGGAUGAGGAUUCUGGCAACAGUGAACCACCCUCAAAAUGGGACUUGUUCAACUAUAUCCCCUAUAUUCUCUCGUCUCAUAUCGACAUAUGUUUUGCUCCCUCAAUGAGACACCAACCUUCUAUUGUCACCAUGGAAGAAAUCCGAAGUGCGAAAGACCUAUGCCUGUACAGUAUGGGCGGCUGCAAAAUCCUGGAGAUCAACGCAUCAACUAUACUGAAAGUGGGACCUGUGGUUCAGAUGGGAGAAGCAGAGGCCCUCUGCCUUCUGAAAAAAAGGACAUCAGUCCCUGUUCCUGAAGUCUUCAAUGCUUACACAAUCGCGGAUUGCGGGUUUAUUUUGAUGUCAAAAAUACCUGGUCUCCCUUUAGAACAAUGCUGGACAGGCUUAACUCAGGAUGCCAAGAGUUCUAUUGUCCGACAGCUUGGCGGUUUUAUUCGGGAAUGGCGCCAGAUUAAAGGGCCGCUCUUCGGAUCUAUUGAUGGUGGUCCAUGCGAAGAUAUCAUCUUCCAACAUCCAUGGGAUGCAAAGCCCCGUCGCUAUGGACCUUUCUUGACAAGAAAGGAAUUUAAUCAAGGAGUAGUAGAGGCUCUCCGCAACUCCAGACCCAAUGCGCAGCUCACGAGAAGAGAUGAGCCUCUGGUAGAGAGAAUUCUCGCAUCGGGUGACCAGGAUGAAACAAAGGUGCUCACGCAUGGUGACUUGCAUCAAAGCAACAUUAUUGUGGAGGGUAAUGUCGUGACCGGAAUCAUAGACUGGGGCGCAGCUGGCUAUAGUGUAUCGGCAAGGGAGUAUUUUUGCUUGCGGUGGCAAGCGUUAGAUCUAGACUGGAGGGAUCUUAUAUCUACUAUACUUGACGUCGACGAGUAUGAGUUUUGGGCUGAAAUUAAUCAGUCCAUGGUGGACUAUACUGGGGUUUGA